Messenger RNA from Pteropus alecto (black flying fox), 2836 nucleotides. It is a transcript of the gene CS, whose product is annotated as citrate synthase. Gene Ontology annotation, biological process: carbohydrate metabolic process; citrate metabolic process; tricarboxylic acid cycle. The transcript has 11 exons. The record is from RefSeq and is a predicted model, not a curated record. Bases 326 to 1636 code for a protein of 436 amino acids. NCBI's taxonomy places the organism in Eukaryota, Metazoa, Chordata, Mammalia, Chiroptera, Pteropodidae. Gene Ontology annotation, cellular component: mitochondrial matrix.
UGCUUUGCUGGCCUUCCGGCCCCUGGAGGAGAAGUGAGCUCUGUUCGCCGCCGGCCUGCGGUCUUGGGCAGGUGGGGAGGACGGACCCUACUGUCACCCCGCAUGUUUAGGCUGGAAGGCAGUGAUGAGUAGCCCUCGAAAAAGGAGCCGCUAGUGGAGAACAUAAUGUGUUUCAUUGGAGUUAGGAAAAGAGCCUGUUUGGAGGAGAGAGCAGGUGUGAGAAGAGUGGCAGCGUAAACAGAUUAUUCACUCUACCGAGGCCUGAGCUGGAGCGCUGAAUGCAUCCUGUCUUGUUCUUGCUGCCAGGCAUGCCAGUGCUUCCUCCAUGAAUUUGAAAGAUGUAUUGGCUGACCUGAUACCUAAGGAGCAGGCUAGAGUUAAGACCUUCAGGCAACAACAUGGCAAGAUGGUUGUGGGCCAGAUCACUGUGGACAUGAUGUAUGGUGGCAUGAGAGGCAUGAAGGGAUUGGUAUAUGAAACAUCAGUUCUUGAUCCUGAUGAGGGUAUCCGCUUCCGAGGCUAUAGUAUCCCUGAAUGCCAAAAACUGCUGCCCAGGGCUAAGGGUGGGGAUGAGCCGCUGCCGGAGGGCUUAUUUUGGCUGUUGGUAACUGGACAGAUCCCAACAGAGGAACAGGUAUCUUGGCUCUCCAAAGAGUGGGCAAAGCGGGCAGCUCUGCCUUCCCAUGUGGUCACCAUGCUGGACAACUUUCCCACCAAUCUACAUCCCAUGUCUCAGCUGAGUGCAGCCAUUACAGCCCUCAACAGUGAAAGUAACUUUGCCCGAGCAUAUGCAGAGGGUAUCAAUCGAACCAAGUACUGGGAGUUGAUUUACGAAGACUGUAUGGAUCUGAUCGCAAAGCUACCUUGUGUUGCAGCAAAGAUCUACCGGAAUCUCUACCGGGAGGGCAGCAGUAUUGGGGCCAUCGACUCUAAGCUGGACUGGUCCCACAAUUUCACCAACAUGUUAGGUUAUACCGAUGCUCAGUUUACUGAGCUCAUGCGCUUGUACCUCACCAUCCACAGUGACCAUGAAGGUGGCAAUGUAAGUGCCCAUACCAGCCACUUGGUGGGCAGUGCCCUUUCGGACCCCUACCUGUCUUUUUCAGCAGCCAUGAAUGGGCUGGCAGGGCCCCUACAUGGACUGGCAAAUCAGGAAGUACUUGUUUGGCUGACACAACUACAAAAGGAAGUUGGCAAAGAUGUGUCAGAUGAGAAGUUACGAGACUACAUCUGGAACACACUCAAGUCAGGACGGGUUGUCCCAGGGUAUGGCCAUGCAGUACUAAGGAAGACAGAUCCACGAUAUACCUGUCAACGAGAGUUUGCUCUGAAACACCUGCCUCAUGACCCCAUGUUUAAGCUGGUUGCUCAGCUGUACAAGAUUGUGCCCCAUGUCCUCUUAGAGCAGGGCAAGGCCAAGAAUCCUUGGCCCAAUGUAGAUGCUCACAGUGGGGUGCUGCUCCAGUACUAUGGCAUGACGGAGAUGAAUUACUACACAGUCCUGUUUGGGGUGUCACGAGCAUUGGGUGUACUGGCACAGCUCAUCUGGAGCCGAGCCCUAGGCUUCCCUCUAGAGAGGCCCAAGUCCAUGAGCACGGAUGGUCUGAUGAAGUUUGUGGACUCUAAGUCAGGGUAAAACUGGAGACUGAGAAGAAACUACCAGAAAUUGAGGGAGCUUGAAAAAAUUAUACUUUUGUUUUGUUUCAAGGGGCUUUUAAAGGCUUAAGAUUAAAUUGUAUCUGAGGCACUGAUAAUUAGUUUGAGGUUAAAAUAUAAAUUAAGACUUUAAAAGAUAAAAAGUGACCCCUUCUUCCCUAACCAGCUCCUUUCCGCUGCCUGGUUUGCAUUGCCCAUUAACUGCAGGAUGACCAGGACUAAUCCAUGUGGUGUAGGUUAAAUCUGGCCUCACCACCACCAUCUUAGAGAGAAUCUGGCUCCUCUAUCUCUGGGUCAAAGCUGAUUGCAGAGAAUCUGCAGUCGCUUUGGACCUUUUGGUUCCACCCUGCCCAGCCAUCAAUAGGCCAGCAAACCAGGACUCUGCCCCCUUUUAAACAAGAAUCAUGUUGGACUGUCAGCUCUACCAAGUCCCAUUGCCCUCUCCCAUACACACAGACACUUCCUAGCAAGAUCCAUUGGUUAGCUGGGUAUGCUUUGGCAUUUUUUAUGCUACCAGGUAACCAUAAAGGCCAUGGCAUUUGUUACUGGCACUCAGUAUUUGAUUUUUAUUUCUUUUUAAAAUUAUCCCAUGAAAAUUAAGGUCUGGGAGUGUUCUGUUCCCCACUAUUUUAAUACCUCCUUUGAGAUUUUCUAUAUCUGCUGUGCCUCAAGCUCAGUGAGGAUGCUCUGGACCUUCUCUUCUUCGUCCCAAGUAGAGAUCUGUUUCAGCAGGUUGUAUAUACCACUGCCUGAUAUGUGGUCUUUCCCAGUCAUUGGCUUUAUCAGUGCUUAACAUGAAUGAAGCUUUUUACUUCCACAGAACACAAGCCACUAUCCUCUGACCAGCAUGAUAUCAUCAUGGUCUGGUCCCAGGGGUACUAGCACCUCUUUCUGAGCAGGGAAAUAAUUUAAGAUUGGACAUGGUUUCCUUUGAAUAUCAGAUCCCUGGGAUAAGGGGCAUUAAAAAUAGUAACCCUGCCACAUUAAGAAGGAAUCGAAAUACACUCCUGCUGUGCCCCCUUCCUCCCUCACAACUCCUGCCUGUUUGUGUGGAUCCUUAAUCCCCAGAACCACGCUGUUGAGGUGGACACACUGUCUAUAAACCCCUGGGUAAUUUGUCAUGAUGCAGAUUUCAGGUUGUUCUGUAUAAAGUGCAAAAUAAAUGUUUUUAUUAAUAAUG